GACAAGCAAACACAACCACCUCCAAAAAAAAAGGAUGGUUCUUGUUUGUACUGCCCCAUAGUGGCGAGAGUAACGUCGUUCGAUCAAUUGAAGCAAGGGCAUCAUAUCACUCUGGGUGGACACUACUUAUUCAAAAACAAAUUUGGCCGGCUUAAAUCCGCUUACAAGCAUCACGCCAUUGUUGAAAAGUGCGAACCAAUUGGACAAAGCGAUGCUAUUUUAACACUUAUCCAUUACUUCGAAGGUACAUUUACAAGCAAACUUGAACUAAGACGUUCACAUGAAAUGGUAAAUUUAAGAAACGAUGAUAUACACAUUGUACAUCAUAGUUACACGAAGACAGACAGCUCCAAGCAAGAUGAUUCCACGACGAAAGAAAGAUCCGAGGAUGAUAGUUUGACGACGAAAAAUAGAUCCGAGGAUGGUAGUUUGACGACGAAAAAUAGAUCAGAGGAUGAUAGUUUGACGAAGACAGACAGCUCCAUGCAUGAUAAUUCGACGAAGAAAGAUAACCCAGAGAAUGAUAGUUCAACGAAGAAAGAUAUACCCGAGGAUGAUAGCUUGACGAAGGAAGACAGACCCGAGGAUGAUAGCUUGACGAAGGAAGACAGACCCGAGGAUGAUAGUUCGACGAAAAAAGAUAGGUCCGAGGAUGAUAGUUCGACGAAGAAAGAUAGACCCGAGGAUGAUAGCUUGACGAAGGAAGACAGACCCGAGGAUGAUAGUUCGACGAAGAAAGAUAGAUCCGAGGAUGAUAGUUCGACGAAGAAAGAUAGAUCCGAGGAUGAUAAUUCGACGAAGAAAGAUAGCCCCGAGGAUGAUAGUUCGACGAAGAAAGAUAUAUCCGAGGAUGAAAGUUUGACGAAGAAAGAUAUAUCCAAGGCUGAUAGUUUGACGAAGGAAGACAGUCCCGAGGAUGAUAGCUUGAAAUGUGCAUAUACAAAAGCGUGUGAAUUCCUUAAAGGUGGAUCUAAAUCCAAAAAAUACAAUCUUUUCUUGAACAAUUGCGAACAUUUUUGCAAUAAAUGCCAUGCUUCCAUUGACAAAUCAAUGCAAGUCUGUAAACUAAUUAACUUUAUUUGUAAUUUGGCUAGUGGUUCAACGCAUAUUAGCACACAUUGUGGUAAACUUAUUCAUCACGUAUGGAACUUCUUGUCAAAGCAGCGCCCAAUUUUCAAAGACUUAUUUAAACACGCACACUUGACUUAUUCCUUGAUAGCUUUGUUAGCUAUUUUAUUGAAUUUUUUCUAUACACUCUUCUUAACAUAUGGAUACACAAAAGAAAGGAAAAAUCACAGUAUAUGCGAUUCUUGUUUCUGGCGAAAGAUUGUGGCAAUUUGGAUUUCCUUUUUUAUGUCGUCCGCGGUUUCUGCUGGCGUGUUUCUGUUGUUGUUUUUUGUUGUUUGUCCUCAUGGAUGGCCUAAAUGGGUCUUCAUCUUAGUUUUAGUAGCAACAGGAGUAAUGGGAAUUGGUGUUUCAUACGGCUUGUCAAAAGCGUAUAAAACAUAUGUUCCCAGCAAGGUGCCUGUAAUGUGCAAACAAGUGUCUUCUUUUGAAUCAUUGAAAAAAGGCGAUGUUAUUUCAAUAAAACGUUUUUUACAAAGACGAUCAUAUAUGAUUGUAGCAGAAAAACCCAAUAGCUCAGUGGUGAUGUGUAUUUUCUAUGAAGGACUCAUCAAACAAGAGUAUAAAGAAGAAAAAGUAACACUGGACUUUACAAAACAAAACGUGAGACUACACACAUAUGACGGUAUAGACACGUAUGAUGAAAACGAAGUGGUGAAAAGAGCGAGAUUUAUGAUCGAUGAUUUUGUCAUAGCUUUGAGAUCACAAACUGACGAAUUUUGUGACUGGGCCAAACGAAAAGGGCCCUCGCUGAACUCCCCAACUGACCAAAUGAAAAUCGAGUUUAAGGGGAUGGUAAAUCAGUUACCGUUCGAACAAAAUGAUGUUGUCGGGGUCAAUCAAACAAGAGCCACAGCAACCACCUUUUUACCUCCAACAAGAGUUCGGAUAUUCGACGAUUUACAUGAUGGCAGAAGCAUUAUAAAAUUAAAAGAUGGGGAUUGGUUGGUGAUAUCAAAAACCGAAGGGAGGCAACCGACGGAACCAAAAGUCAAAUGUUAUUCUAUAAAACACGGCAUCAAAGAAAAAACAUUACAUUUGAAAAAGUUUGUGUUGUUUUCGAAAAUAGUUCACCCGGCUUUAAGUGACUAUCCUGAACGGAUUUGCAUUAGAGCCGUAGAGUUGACAAACCCUCUAAGAUUUAAAACGCUUCUUGAUCUGAUAUGUGAUAAAACUGACUGUAUCUAUGCAGGAUGUCCCAAGGGUACUAUACUCAGUAAUAAGUCUGAACCCGGCAUAUAUUACGUUUCGUGCGAAAUCAUUGGGCAAGGCAGGGACUCGGUCCAAAUGUAUAAACUUUCUGAAAAAGAAAAGAAGGCUCGAUGUGAACUUAAGGAAGUAUGCGUUAACAUGGACACAAUGGUAAUACAUCGAAACAGAGACAGCGUUCUUGUUUACCCACCAGAGAUAGUACUGAAAAGAGUUGAAAGAUUAGAAAGUCAUUCUCCCUGGAAUCUUGAUUUGGAAACUACUAUAAGUUGGCUCUAUGACGUUCAGGUGCCUUCUUAUUUCAAUGUCAAUACUACAGAUUAUAAAAUGAUGCCGUAUUUUAGGACAAGUAAAAAGUUUCAGCUUGACAUUUCGUCUGCACUUCCCUCUCCAAAAAGCGCCGAGGACCUAAAGGCGGGCAUGAUCAUCUCAUUUAGAAAUCACCUUUCGAGACAUUUAGGCAUAUUGGUACAUUCCAUAUGUGUAGAUAACAAUACCGUGCAGAUAACGGUACUAUACAAGUCCAACAAACCAUUCAGAGGUCUUCAGGAACGCACGAUGUGUAGAAAACUUGACAACGUGCAAUACGUACCCUUUGGAUACUCAGAGUACGAGAAAACAGAUAAAAGUGUGCGUGAAUACAGAAAAAAUGCUGAAACGAACGGGAAUUCAAAACUCUCAGAGAAGGAAUUGUGCUGCAACUUUGCCAAUGGCACAGCAUCUAGUUUCCUCAGUUUAGACCUAUCAUCCUGGAAUGUUCACUCAGUACUUGAUAUUCCCUGCGAAUCCAUAAUAUGUUGUAUGGAAGAGCGACGCGUUGGGAUAGUUAAGAAAAUAUUUGACAAUGAAAAACUAAAAGCAAAAUGUAUUUGUGAGGAAAAUUUUGAACUUGAUUUAACGACUUUGAAAACAACAAAAACUUUAGAAAUGUGCAUUGUUGACCCUGAGCAGACAGGGAACCCUGAUGACAGAAACCAUUUGACAAAAAUUGAAUUGGUUCUUAAAGCAAUGCAUAAGAAGCAUUUCGGAGAAAAAUGCGUAUGUGAAGAAAAAACGUAG
This is a messenger RNA of Mya arenaria, 3393 nucleotides long. RefSeq lists its product as uncharacterized. The transcript is spliced from 2 exons. Lineage: Eukaryota; Metazoa; Mollusca; Bivalvia; Myida; Myidae. The coding region runs from base 286 to 3393 and encodes 1035 amino acids. The record is from RefSeq and is a predicted model, not a curated record.